Pristis pectinata (smalltooth sawfish) is the source of this 3224-nucleotide messenger RNA. It is a transcript of the gene ydjc, whose product is annotated as YdjC chitooligosaccharide deacetylase homolog. NCBI's taxonomy places the organism in Eukaryota, Metazoa, Chordata, Chondrichthyes, Rhinopristiformes, Pristidae. Gene Ontology annotation, molecular function: deacetylase activity. The transcript has 6 exons. The record is from RefSeq and is a predicted model, not a curated record. The coding region runs from base 402 to 1352 and encodes 316 amino acids. Gene Ontology annotation, biological process: carbohydrate metabolic process.
GGCUGGGAGAAAAGAGUGUGUGUAAACGUUGCAGAUGCUGGCUGAAGGUUCGCCCUCCUGCUUAGGUGGAUGUGCGGAAGUCAAAUACACCAGUGGUUCCUGGUGAAUGUAAUUGAAGAGUGGAGGGCGCCUACCAAUAGACUAGCAAGACCCGGGGCUACAGAAACGUGAUCUGUUACGGAAUUUUAUUGCAGUACGCCUCCUGUUUUAUAAUGUCUUUCUCAAGGACGUAACAUCCUCCUGAACCGUGGGCAUUUAACUAGCAGGACGCGUUUAAAGGAGCUUCCCCAAACCGGGACUUUUUUGGCCCAUGUGAAUAUCCGCACGUUUCUUCCUCGGAUCAGUACAGCUCAAGGACCAAGGAAUCAGGAGCUUGAAACCAGCAGUCCUGAUGUUUGAGAAUGCCACAGCCAAGAGUGAGGUUAAUAGUGACUGGCGAUGACUUUGGUUACUGUCAAAGGAGGAACCGUGGGAUCAUGGAAUGUUUCAGAGCAAAAGCAAUUUCCAAUGCGUCCUUGCUGGUGAAUGGCACGGCUGCAAAAGAAGCUGCUGCAAUGGCGAUCAGAAACAAAGUUCCUCUUGGCCUUCAUGCAAAUCUCUCUGAGGGUUUACCUGUCUGUGAACAACUCCGAAUGGGCUCUUCCUUGGUCAACAACGAUGGCUUUUUCCACGGAAAAAUGGGAAUUAGGGAAGUGCUGAAGAGUGGCCAUAUUAACCUAUCUGAGGUAGAUAAGGAGCUCAGGGGACAAGUGGAUCUGUUCUGUGAAAUGACUGGCUUUUUACCUCAUCAUAUGGAUGGACAUCAGCAUGUCCAUGUUUUACCAGGUAUUCGAGAUGUAUUUGCCCAAGUGCUUUCAGAUUAUGGCAUUGUGUACACUCGCGUUCCUGUGGAGCCGGGCCUACGCUGCUGUGAUCGGAUAGGACAGCAGCUAAUGGACUUUUACCUGCAGGUUGAAAAGGAUGCAUUCAAUUCGAUAGAUGUAUUCCAGAGACAUGGAAUUAGGUGGCCCGAUAUCUACAUUGGCCUGACAACAAUGGGGAAGAAUAUGUCAGUGUCCAAUAUUCAGACAACCAUAGAGAAUGCCAUAGCAACAAGAAAGGUGAAGCAGCAUCAUUUGUUGGAAGUUUUUCCUGCAGAUGCCCAAAGACAAGAUGGUACAAUAUUGACAAUGGAAUUAAUGGUCCAUCCUGGGUAUUCCAGCUUUCCCGAGGAAGGAGGCUGCGGUGAAGGGCCAGACGAGUUCUCGCUGUCUGCAGACCGGUUUCAUGAACUGGAAACCCUCAAGGCACCAAAGCUACUAAAAUAUUAUGAACAGAGAAAUAUACAGUUGUGUGCUUUUAAAGACUUGUAAAUGAAAAUAGAAGUAUUGUUUCCCAACUCCUGAGGCUGGUGGAGGGAGGAGGGAAAAGGGCUGAGAUUUUGGAGGGUACUACAAGGUGCGAUAAUUGCCAGAGGUCCCUGCAAAGCAAUUUCCAUCUGAUGCAGCGGAAUAGGUCAUCAGAAGGAAAAUGAAAAUAAUCCAAUGUUUCUCGGGAAAGGCAGCAAAAUGCAGGAUUUUUUUUAGGAGUUUAACUACACUUCCAGUAUUUAUUUAAUUCUGGUCCCACUUUUUUUUAACAAUUACUUAAAGAAUUAUUUCGGUGAUUUGUUUUACUUUUUAUAGGAAGCAAAAAUUAGAUUCACAAGACUCUGCAGGGUACUUCAAGCUUUCCGUCCACAGAAUCACAAAAAUCAUGUAACGAGAUAGGCAAAAACCAACCCGUGCAGGGAAAAAAAAAUUUGUACUUGGUUGAUAACUUUCAAUAUUUCUAUAGGGGAAAUUAUAUGAUAACAUUGUGCAAUAACCUGUUCAAAUUCGGUAUGAAGGCAAGAGAAAUAGUUAGUUAAUUGUUUUAAAAAAUCCUCUGGUCAUUAUUUAAGAGCUUGGUUAUAAAUCAAAUUACUCAGCUGACUGUUUACACUUGUGUAUGGUGUAGUAUCUCUCAGGUUUCUUGAUGCAAAGUACUGUAGUGUAAUCCUAGAAGUUUCCUACUUGCAGAAUAACAUUCUUAAAGGACUUGAACUUGAAACACUUCUACAGCACAGGCAGUGGCCAUUUGGUUCAUUGUGCCUGUGCCAGCUCUUUCAGAAAGCUCUCUGAUUAGUUCCACUCCAUCUGCACCCAUAUUCCUUGCAGGUAUUUAUGGAAUUCCUUUUGAAAAGUUCCUAUUGAAUCUGCUCUCACCACCCUUUGCACACUGUAAGAUUUCAGAAAGAGGAAUGGGAUAAAUGAACAGUUAGUCUAAGUUUUAUGGUGAUGAUAACUGUUCGGUUAACACUAGGAACAAUGACACGGCAUCUUCUACAGCUGUCUUAGCAGGGAAAGUAUAUGAAUUCUAGAUUACGACACCAUGCUGUUCUGAUCUCACUCCUGGAAUUUUCUGCCAAACACACUUUAAUGUGUGUCUUCUGGUUACAUACCCUUGUACCACUGGAAGAGAUUCCUCUUUAAUUCAAUUAAAAUGCUUCAUGACUGAGAGUCUCCCCUCAACUUUCUCUGCUCUCUAAACAUCCAGCUAUAUAUAUAUCUAAGAUAUAUGAAGGCAGAAAUUCAUCCAUGAUUGCUUGUGCUAAACAUACAGCUUGCCCAUAAAAUAUCACUAAACACCAAGUUUGUUUGAGGUACAGUCAUGGUCACAUUGAAGCAAGCAUGUUACCCACAGUGAAUUGCACAAACUCCAGGGAGAUGACUGCCAAGAAAGUCUGUUUUAUCAUGUUGAUAGAGGGCUGUUGUCCAGGACUGAGGAUAGUACCCUUGCUUUGAAAUAGUACACUUUUGCAACUGACCUGAAGCAGAGAAAUGCCUCAGUUUAAUGCCUUGCCUCCAGUUAACAUCCCUCAAUAUUGCCCUGGCAACAUUAGCCCCAAACCCAUGAACCUCUGACAGAGAUGGGUGUGCACUGAACAAGCUGCAACUGACACCUUAAAUAAAUUCUUGAAACACUACUCUUCUGCUGAGUGCAGGGUUAUUUCAAAAUUGAAGAGAACUACAAAGUACCUUGGGUCUGCAAGGCUGUUGAUUUACUUAUUUUAAUUCAAUGUUAUAUGUAGAAAUAUAUUUAAAUAUUAAUUUACAUAAUAUUUAGCUAUAAAACAAUGGAAGAUUGAAUGUGUCAUAUGAAGUUUGGGAAAAUGCAAAUGUAUUAAUAAAAUUGGCAAAUAAAAUGCUAUUAUUUGUUAUUCU